Messenger RNA from Oncorhynchus gorbuscha (pink salmon), 2376 nucleotides. RefSeq names its product CD44 antigen-like. Gene Ontology annotation, cellular component: basolateral plasma membrane; plasma membrane; macrophage migration inhibitory factor receptor complex. The record is from RefSeq and is a predicted model, not a curated record. The transcript is spliced from 8 exons. Gene Ontology annotation, molecular function: cytokine receptor activity; hyaluronic acid binding. Lineage: Eukaryota; Metazoa; Chordata; Actinopteri; Salmoniformes; Salmonidae. Gene Ontology annotation, biological process: positive regulation of ERK1 and ERK2 cascade; inflammatory response; cell adhesion. The coding region runs from base 217 to 1506 and encodes 429 amino acids.
CUCUCUCUCUCUCUCUCUCUCUCUCUCUCUCUCUCUCUCUCUCUCUCUCUCUCUCUCUCUCUCUCUCUCUCACACACACACACACACACACACACACACACACACACCACCCCUCACUCCUGGCACAGAGAAGACAGGACCACUGGAGAGACCAUACACACCUCCGCCUCCUCCUCCAGUCACUCACCCAGCCAUCGCCAGACGCUAAGCCCAAGGAUGUGGACUUUGCUCUUGGGGGUCACCUUAGGAUUACUGGCCUCUUCCAGGUCGGAACCGGCUCAAGUGAAAUCUCGUAGCUGCAGCCAUGCCGGAGUGUUCCACGUGGAAGGACCAGAUCGCUACUCAUUGACCUUGGAUCUGGCCAAGAAGCUAUGUGAAAGCCUGGGAAUCACCAUUGCUAGCAGGGAACAGGUCAUCGAGGCUCAUGCCAAUGGCCUAGAGACCUGCAGAUAUGGUUGGAUCAGCAACGGAAGCACCACCAUCCUCAGACAAAAGGCUCAUGUUAACUGUGCCAACAACACGACGGGGGUCUUCUUCCAUCAAGUCUCUCCGGAAAAACCCUUUGAUGCCUUCUGUUUCAAUGCAUCAGAGUUGGCUGACAAGAACUGUGAUGCGGCCAUCAACCCUGAUUCAACAGGACCAGAGAGUGUUCAGGUGACAGAUGCUGCAGAUGAGGCCACAGGCCCUGAGGAUGGAGCCCAGCCGGAGACCACCAUCAACUCCGAGCCUGACACCCAGGACACCACCUCCGCCCCUGGAGAAAAGAGAGCAGAGAGCACCACUGAGGUAAUGGAAGCAUUGGACACAGACCAGCCUGCACCCACUGAGGCCAGCCAAGUAAAGUCAACAGCAUGGGCUGAGGGUUAUGCUUCAGAGGGGGCAGCCACAGAAAGCCUUGGCAUAGGAAUGACGGUUGAGGGGAAUGGGACCCAGAAAGCCAGCCCCACUGAGCACCCUGGGGUGGUGGUCACUGAGAUGGAAGAAACCACUGUGUCUGGAAUGUUGCCUUCUGGCACAGAUGAGGAGGGGGCCUCUUCUAUGGCACCAUCUGUUAAAGAGCCAGGAGAACCACGGGGCCGGGCCAGAGAGGAGGAUUUACAGGAGAAGGAGGUGGAGGUAGGAGCCUCCAUGCAGCCCAUUCCUAAUGGGAAGAUGAAUCCAGGUAUGGGAGCAGAGCCUACUCCAGCUGGGAAGGAGAUCAGUAGCACACCCAAUUGGCUGAUCAUUGUGGGAGUGCUUGUGGCACUGGUUGCUAUUCUCCUCACGUGUUUUGUUGUGGUCAAGUAUAAGAGCUGGUGCGGUCAGCAGCAGACCCUGAUGAUCACCAACAAGGAUGGGAAUGAGGGUAACGGUGCGGCGGCGUCAGUGGCUAGCUCCCGCGCCCAGGAGAGAGAGCAGGAGAUGGUGACCCUGAUGAAUAAAGAGAAGAUCCAGGAAAACGGAAACAAGGAGGAGUUCACCGCCAUCACACUGGAGGAGUCUCCAGAGAAAGAACAGCUAGCGUGAGAGAGUAGAGGAGACAGGGAGACAGGGAGACUGUGUGUGAGUGAGUGAGUGAGUGAGUGAGAGAGAGAGAGAGAGAGAGAGAGAGAGAGAGAGAGAGAGAGAGAGAGAGAGAGAGAGAGAGAGAGAGAGAGAGAGAGAGAGAGAGAGAAUAAUAGCUAUGGGGGUCAUGACACUGGGGCAGGACUAGAGAUAGGCUGGGUGGGAUGGAGACGGACACUCUGGUACCAACCAGACGGACACGCUGAACAUACCAGCUGGGAUUGGGGUUGGUGCUUUUAAAUGGAAGUGGUGGGUAAUGCUGUAUUGAUUCUGUUUGUUGUUUUAUUCUGGUGAGUAUGGCUGGUUUGCCCCACCUACUUUUUACUAAGGUACAACAUCUGGACCGACCCUUUCCCUGUCUGUCAGAUGAGCUAGAUAGUCCCUUAAAACCAAGAGGAGCAAAAUUAUGCUUUAUAGCUUCCUAUGUCACAGUGGUUAGAAUGGGAUAAUUUUCAACAGCAGGGGUGUCAACCAGGCUUCUAGAAAGAACACAGAGAUACACACCUGUUGAUAUUCACCCCUGCCUUUCAAUCAGGGUCUAAUCUAAAUCUGAGAAAAUCAUACUGGUUUCUCUAGCCAACAGGUAACAUUAAUAAAACAUUUGAGUGCCAGGUUGAAAUGCACCCUGCAGACCCUGGAUAACUGGAGGUUGACAAUGACAACCCUGAUCUAAAGCCUGAUGUAUGUUUUGCUCUAAGUGGAGAUGUUGAAGGUGUGUGUGUGUGUGUGUGUGUGUGUGUGUGUGUGUGUGUGUGUGUGUGUGUGUGUGUGUGUGUGUGUGUGUGUGUGUGUGUGUGUGUGUGUGUGUGUGUGUGUGUGUGUGUGUGUGUG